Mercenaria mercenaria is the source of this 6201-nucleotide messenger RNA. RefSeq lists its product as uncharacterized. The transcript is spliced from 15 exons. The record is from RefSeq and is a predicted model, not a curated record. Bases 161 to 1717 code for a protein of 518 amino acids. NCBI's taxonomy places the organism in Eukaryota, Metazoa, Mollusca, Bivalvia, Venerida, Veneridae.
UUCCAGGUAAAGCCACGCUUGACUAAAUCAGGCCUCACUGGAAAUCCCCGUAAAAUCUGCGGAGAGUAUAAAGCAUAGAAGUAGUAAACAGUGAAAAGUUGGAUACUUUGGAUUUGAAGCUAAGUUACUGCAUUGAGGGAAACCCUUACAGCUGUGCAAGAUGCGUGCUGUUUCUAUACUACUGCUGCUGUGUGUAUGUUACAAGGUCAGGGCGCAGGGUGGCGGAAUAAAAAUGAAGAUAGGCGAACAUGGUCUUAAUGAAGUGAUUUCAUACUUACUGGACUACGUUCUUAUUCCAUACGUACAAAACAAACUUGAGGUAGAAGACUUUGAAGUAGAGAUGGGACCAACAGCUCGAAUACUUGUUGAUAGGUUGCAACUUCGUAAACUAGAAGGUCAAUACGGUAGUGUUAACGUCUUAGACGGAAAUAAAGUUGAUGUCACGGUGGGUUUCACGACGCUUGCACUGAACGCAAACCUUACACGUGUGGCAGGAAAUGGUAUCAUAUAUGCACCACAGACUGUAGUUUAUUUUAUGGGCUGUCAGUUGCAAGUUACAUUUUCCCUUGGAAUGGAGCGAAACAAAGACGGUGUAACAUUAGAUACAUGCAAAGCAACCAUUGAUGAUUUCAAAGCUGAGGGCAAACUGGGUUCUGCACUUGAAGGCGUAUAUCUGUUAGGCGGUGGUGAGAGUAUUUCCUCCCUUGUAGAAAAGAUAUGUCCAACCCUGGAGAAUAUCACAAACGACAACCUCAAUGACAUUCUCAGUGUUCAAGAUACUGUGUCGAUAUCAAGUAGCACGUAUGGCAAGAUGUCCGUAAAUAUGAAACUACUGUCUGCUUCUACUGGAACUGACUUCAUUACAAUGGAAGUGGAGAUGACCACAGAGACAGAUCAAUUUGUUGGAGACAUCCAUUUUCCAGUUUAUGAUAAAAAACAAAGCACCCUUGAUGCAGUCCUCAUCUUUAACGAUCAGCUCCUUAGUAAAGUUUUCAGACACACUAUUCAGGACCACGUAUUUAAGAAUUUUGUGUUCCAGAAGACUGUAAAUGAGGUUGGGUACACAGUUCAAAUCAAUGAAACGUCCAUACAAAGCAGGGUAGUGUCUACAGACGAAGGAACGAGUGUUAUAUGGAACGUCACCUUAGCCGUUUAUACAAGUGACAACUGUAUGGUUUAUCAGCUAAAAAUGGACAGCGUCAUUCCGGUGGUGUUCGGCUUUAAUGACACGUUGAUUGACAUACGCGCCGAUAAAGACAGAUUUCGAAGAGAAUACAUGGUGUCAAACCGGAAUAAAGCUUGUACAGGAAGUGCGGGAAAGCUGGACACCAGUAAGAAAGUGCAGAAGGAACUUCUACAAGAAUUAAAUAGCGAAUUUGAAAAAUGCCUGAAAGAUGAAAGUAUUUUCUUUAAACUCCCAAAAGGAAAAUGGUAUGGAUUUAAAGACCCUCGUAUCAAAUCGUUGAAAGGUGGAAUGGUGUUUUCGUCUUCGCUGAGAGUUGGAGACAACAAUCAAGUGACGGUAGAGAAACUGACACAUGUCUACAAUACACACUAUGAUUCAAAGUUUACCAGUUACGUAUACAGUGAUGGGGAGAAGGUUGACGUUAGAGGUCCUCCUGUUAGCAGUCCCAAACCUCCUGUUAGCAGUAGUGUGUUACAAACAUAUAGCAUAACUCUGACUGUACUUGCCAUUUUACUGAUUAUCAUCCAUUAAUGCAUUUGACAGUUUUUAGUAUCUAUUUGCUAUUGAUAAUUUGUAUCUUACCUGACGUCGCCAUUUCUGAAAGUGCAUGCGACCGUUACUUUCAGUUACGUCACUAUUUUGAAUUAAGUGACGCCUAGGACUUGAAACGCAACAUAUUUACGCAACACACAUUGCUGUUAACGACGAUAUAAAUUUCAGUCCUGUGAGAUGUAUAUCGAGUAAAGUACGUGCAUUUAAAAGGAAUCCCGGUUCUUUUUGUAGGCGGAAAACUGAGCGUGCCCCGACUAGCACUGACGGUCGUCCAUUAUUUAAUUAAUACUCAAAUAAUAUGACAUAUAUUUAAUUUCAAACUCUACAUUUCUGUCGAGUAUACAUUGAAAUAACAUCAGUUAAAAUAAUUAUUUGAUGCACCGCUUAUUUUUGAAAUAAUACAAAACGUUCGCGAUUUUCUGGGACAACCCUCGUAUUGUGAACAUUAUCCGGGUCAGGACAUAGCACUUCGUAGUACAAAUACAUCAUGAAUCAGUUCCAUUGAAAUACAUGUUUCUCUUUUUUUUUAAAGGUGCAUAUGUAUGCCAAUUAAAGUAUAUUUACUGGUUUGAACGUCCAUUUACUCUGACUUUAGAAUGGUCUUAUGUCUUAUCAUAAAUGCUAAACAUUGCAUUCUAUUCUUUCAACGGAUGUUCUUAUAAGGAAGCCGUUUUGAGUUUAUAUUUUAUUUCAAAUUUCUUCAUAUAUGUAGCAAUCUUAAAUAUAACUGUUUCAAAUAUCAUUUUUUCCAUUCUACGUAAUUCAGAAAGUGUAUUUGGAAGUAAAUAAUGUAACGCUUUGAAGCUCAUUCGGCAAUUUUUAGGUUCAAACACUUACCCGAGCUUGCAUGUUGUCAAUACAUGAAAUAGAAACGUCAUCAUAAAUGACUAAUUAGCGAGUUAAAUGUCUAUACCAAAUGUCAUAUGUUUAUAUAAAAUGUAUCUUGUUGUGCCAUAAUGCAUUUUAGGUCCUGCGAUGCAGGGGUUAAUGCAAUUAUAACUUGCAAGCCAAGUGCCUUACUUGCUUUACAAAAGUUUAUAUUCUGCUCUGAAACCGCUAUAUCAGGAACUAUUAUAUUUUUCGCGUCAUGUAUUGAUAUGUAGUAUCAAUCUAAAAGUCCGGUAUCAAACUUAUAAUCUUGCCCUGGGGUUAAAACAAAUCCGUAACAAGGGUCGUUUAUGUAGUUCACGUACGCUUAUGUAAAAAGGGCUAUGUUCUUUGAAUCUGGCUUUCCCUGGUGAAUUUUCCCCCGUGUUUGCUUUAUACAGGCAAACCAUCUUCCAUAACCUUUAGCCUGCUGGCGGCAAUUGAUUCUGCUUUUGCGACCAGCGCAGAUCAAGAUCAGCCUGCACGAAUGGUCUACACAGUUCGCUAUUCAGUCUGUAAAUAUUCAUUGAACACCCCUUCAAAAUUAAUGAUAAAUGGUUCUGCCCAAAUUGAAUCAUGGACUAGUCCACUUUAAACAUUUAGCGAGCUAAAUAAAGGUUAAAAUCACAAUUGCUGAAGCUUAUAGAUGUUCUAUAUAGCAUAGUUUAAUUCAUUUUCAUCACCUGAAUAAAUACUCAGUAUCUGGUAAAAGCGACGCCUUCUGGUGUCAUUUGUUUUAUAUGGAUACAUGUGAAAAUCUAACUGAGCUGUAUUAAACUUAUACAAACUAUUAACCUGUAUAAUAUAGAGAGAAAAACGAAGGGUCAGCUAAACCAGUUAGUCCAGUAGAGCGUCAGAUACUCAUGGGCCUCUGGUUAAUUUUAUAUACUUAGGCGCUAUGUCACAUUAAUUCUAUAUAAUGAUCCUUUAUAUGUCUUAACUUUAGGCUUUGCUAUUUGCUUUAUUUGUGGGUGUACCAUAUAUCAGUUCAGUUGACUCGCAUUGUAGAUUUUGUUUCAGUAAUGUCAACAAUGUUGACUGUAUAAUUGACGAGGUUUCUUUAGAUUGAAACUAAAAAAUGCAAAUAACCUGCUGGACUCGGUUUUGACUGAUUUGCAGUGUCUUUAAAACAGCAGCGAAUGUUGAUGUUAAUCCGAAAGCAAUCACUGCGCGCAGUUAAGCUGUUCAUUUUAAUAAAAGUUAUAUAAAGAGUAAUGCUGUUUUUACCUGUGGAAACCGCUAAAUGCGUUUACGCGGAAUUAUUUGGACAAAUGUAAGACAGGUCUAAACAAAGAUGCUACAGAUCGAGUUUGGUGAUAAUCGGUCUAGAAGUGGUUUAAAGUUGUUGUUUUCUUUUUUGUUUUUUUUUCUUUUUCAUUUUUUAGCUCAUGUCUUCCCAUACUGUUUGGGUAAAGGAUACCACUUUGUUAAAGAGGACUGGUAAAUGUAUAAGCAUUUAGAACGGAAACAUUUCAACAGAACAAUAUCUGCAAAAAAUAGUUUGCUUUUUUUUGGUAGAAUGUGAAUAAGAAUUGCCAGUGGCGUAUUCCUCUACCCUAUCUUAAACAGAAUGUUUUACCUUUAAAGGGAAAUUACCAGUACUGAAAUAUAGAUUGGUAGCAGUGAAGGUUUUCACCCUUUUAAACAAUGGCAUUUUACAUCAGCUAAGUUUAAACCACUACUGUAUUGACCUGUCAAAAAUGAUGCAAAAAGGCUGACAUAAUGUUGUAGCGGUUUCUUUCAACAUGCGAUGGCUUAUUUAUCAGGUCUGCUGCCUUUUUAAUCACUAAAUUGAAGUGUUUGCUCUGUGAUAUUUAUGUUGUUAAUGGAUGUGUUUGAAACAAAAUCUGUAAAUAAAAUCUGGAAAGUAGAUCCCUCGGAAGCACCGAGAACAAGGCAAACAGUGAAAAUUGCAGUCUCGGUUUGAUUGAGUCUGUUCAUGAGCAGAAAUGGAAAAUGCAACAGUGCCCACGCCCCCUAGCACCGGGUUAAGCAGUAUUCAAUCUUUAAAUCUAAAGAAAUGAAAUCAAUGAUCCCGAAGGACCAGAAAAUAUAACAACACUGAGAUGAAGUCGGGGCGACUUUUUACGGCCGCCACACACCACUUAACACCCGCUGUUGUGAAGUAAAUAAAAUCUGGAAAGUAGAUCCCUCAGAAGUUGAGAUUUAGAGUCAUAAAUUGUAGAGAACGAAAGGAAAAUAGUUUAAAGAAUUAGCUAUUUCAUCAUCAGAAACAGAAUAAAGGGUGUCUUCAUUUUCAGUGAAGGUGUCUUGUCGCAUUUAGCUGAACUUUCUUCGAUAAAUAUUUUACCAGUGUUCAAUGCUGUGAGGGAUUUGUAGUAUUUAUAUCAUAUAGUCAUGAUUUGUAAUCCAUGCUGGAUAUAUUAUUGAACUGAUGUUAGUUAAAUUCAGUUUCAAUUAAUCUUAUGAAAAGUAACAUUUUUCACUUUCGCCAUUGUUCAUGUGAUAGGUCAAUGAGCUGAAACUUGUGGGUCACUUACUUAAGUGUUCUGCUUGAUGAACUUUUGGAUUUUAACAAAACUGUGUGUAGCUCAAAGCGUAAGCAAUGCUUUGGUGUUAUUUAUGGCCAAAUCUGAAGCUUUGGGGGCCAUGUCAUAUGACGUUUUUGUAACGUUGUAUUGCUCGAUGGUAUAGCCAAUUAUUUGCUAUGGAAGUGCCAUUUUGAGUAAUAAGACAUUCUCGUGCAUUAACUCAGUACAAAAUCAGGCUAUGCGUCAUUUCAUAUGUGUCUGAGAGAAAUGGCAAGGCAGUCAUCUCAGGUUAAAGAGUUGAAGUAUGUCAGCAGUGGUAUACUAGUACUUAACUGUAAAAUUUUCACAGCAUGUAAAGCUAUAAGUGGAAAUAAGUGUAAAACUGGAAAUAUGAGUUUACAAAAUGUGUAUACAAAUUAGGAUUAACUGAACAUUACAGUCAGUGGUAAAGACAGUCGUCUAAAUCUUUUUGUGAUAACGUUAUUGCAUCUUUAAUGUCAUAGUAUAGAAUUGCAUGGUACAGCCUGUUUAAUAGGAAUACAAAUUUAAAUGGUAGAGCAGGAAACAAGUUAAGGACUAACAAAUUGAUGAAACAGGAGUUUUUAACUAAAAAUCACUCGAAAAUGUUCAUGCCUUUAAAACGUAGAGUGGCUUUUGCUGAAUUUAAAUGUGGGAUUUCCCCCCAUCAGACUUGAACCUGGCCGUUAUGAGAACCUCCCCAUUAAGAAUAGAACUUGCCAUGUUUGUAGGGAAUCUGUUGAAAACGAAGUGUAUGUAAUACCUCAUUGUUGCAAAUUCAAGACGGCAAUUGAUGAGUUUUUUCAAGGGCAGGUCACUGUUAAGAUAUAGUUUUUCUGUUCUAAAACUUUAAUAUUUUUAGAAUUAUAGCUAAGAUGUUAUAUAGUCAGAUUAGUAUCAAUUUUCAUUUUUUUAAUGUUUACAGAUUAUAUUGGAAUUUUAGGAAUGUGUACUAGAUUGUAUUUUAAUGUUUUAUUUCAGAAUCUGUUAUAAUUCAAUAUAAUGAUUGACACUGGACGGUUUAUGAAUUUUAUAGUUGUGUGUAUGUUGAUAUUUGGACUCAAAUAUACUAUAGUGAAAACUCUG